UCUCUCUCUCUCUCUCUCUCUCUCUCUCUCUCUCUCUCGCUGUAGUUACUCUUUCUAGUCGAAUAGACUCUUAUGUAACGAUAUUGACCCGGGGGGACGAGCCGCUGAGAGCAGCUCUCUGCCGGGGCUGCCGUGUAGCACUGAGCAUUGAGGAGGGAGGAGAGAAAGAGGAAAGAAGCUGUGAGCAGUGAGGCUGCAGGGAAGAGGAGAGGAGAGAUGGAUGGAGGAUGGAUGGACAGACGAAGUGACAGAGGCAGAGGAUUGAUAUCUCUUCGUACCAGAUGAGGAACGAUGCUGGCAAUGGAUCAAGGUGUAGUGGAGGAAUGGCUGUCUGAGUUUAAGACACUUCCAGAGACGGCCAUCUCCAGCUACGCUUCGUCUCUGAAGGAAAAGGGCUCGCUGGUUCCUGCACUUUACAAAGUUAUCCGGGAGAAUUACAGUGAUCUCCUCGAGCCGGUAUGUCACCAGCUCUUUGAGUUCUACCGCAGCGGGGAACCUCGUCUCCAGCGCUUUACACUGCAGUUCCUGCCAGAGCUGGUGUGGAGUUACCUGUCGGUCAGCGCUGGCCGGGACCCCCACUGCAGCGGCUGCAUCGAGGCCCUCCUGCUCGGCAUCUACAACCUGGAAAUAGUUGAUAAAGAUGGUCAAAGCAGAGUAUUGUCUUUCACCGUCCCCUCCUUAUCCAAGCCAUCAGUAUACCAUGAGCCCUCUGCGAUUGGUUCAAUGGCCUUAACUGAAGGAGCUCUGGCCAAUCACGGGCUGAGCCGAGUUGUUUACAGUGGACCCCACCUCCAGAGAGAGACGUUUACGGCACAGAACAGGUUUGAAGUGCUGACGUUUCUGCUGCUCUGCUACAAUGCUGCUGUAAGCUACAUGACCAGCUCUUCCCUCCAGUCUCUCUGUCAGCUGAGCUCCAGAGUCUGUAUCUGUGGCUAUCCAAGGCAGCAGGUGCGGAGGUACAAAGGCAUCAACAGCAGAAUGAUGGUGACGUCAGAGUUUCUUGUCCAGUUGAUCACAGGCAUCCACUUUGCUCUGUGUAAUGGAGAGUCAGAGCUGGGCUCCAAAGCUCUGGAUGACGUGCUGUAUCGAGCCCAGCUGGAGCUCUACCCAGAAGCCCUGCUGGUGGGAAACGCCAUCAAGUCCUCACUCCGCGGAGCUGCUCUGAAGUCAAACAAGGAAGGGACGCGGUCCAUCCAGGUUGAGAUCACGCCCACGUCCUCCAGGAUCUCCCGGAACGCAGUCACCAGUCUUUCCAUCCGCGGGCACCGUUGGAAACGGCAUGACGCAGUGGAUCUGGGUUCCCCGGACGAGCUGAUGGAGAUCUCCGAGGUGGACGAGGGCAUCUGCACACAGCCCGGCGCUCAGGGGGGCAGCCCUCCCACCAUCGUGGUCAGCAACGCCACCACGGCUGUUAGCGGGAAGCUAAUGGGGAAGGGCCUGCGCCGGCUGGGGGGCAGCCGAUCCAGCAAAGAGAAGGAGAAAGAGAAGGAGGGGGGGGCGGAUCAGCCCUCACGGAAGCAGUCGGGCAACCGGGCCAUGAGUGAGAACCUGGAGCUGCUGUCCCUCAAGCGCCUCACGCUAACGUCCAGCCAGUCCGUGCCAAAGGCAGGCACGUUGAGCCUGUCCCGCACGGCCAGCGCAGUCUUCUCACGCUCCUUUGAGCAGGUCAGCAACGCCCUGGCUGCAGCCGCUGGCACCCAGCAGCAACCGGUGCCCCCCAACCCGGCGGCGAGUCCCACCCCCAACCACCACCACAUCUCCAGGGAGAACCGUUACUCUGCCUGCAGCCUGCAGGAGGAGCAUCUGAGCCCCACCCAGCACCAUCAGCAACAGCAGCGUUCACCCAGCAUCAGCCUGCACCUCGCCCCAGACAUGUGACCCUGCCCACCUGACAGUAACACCUCCCCCCAGGUUCUGUAGAACGUGUGGAAUUGGUGGAUUGGUGACGAUACUGAAAGUCCUGAAAGCCCUGCCCCAGCUGCAGUGGACCUUUAGCCAUAAUCUGAAGAGAAACGACUCGCGGUUCAUUUCUAUUAAAAAGCCACUUUUUGAGGCUGCUGAAGAGAAAGAAGGUCCUAGCACUCCUGCCCCCUGGUGGCACUGAACCAAAACUGUUGCACCUUAAAAUAAAAAAUAAAAGUCUGUUUUUUAUUUUUGUGGAUUUCGUCAAUGGCGUGUUAAUCACUAAAAUGUUCUUUUAAAAAGUGUAUUUUUGAAGUAAGUGUAUAAAAAAACACAAAAACAAAACUCCCUUUUACCCCAUUUGUACUUCAAGUUGUCUGUGAACUUUUUAAUGCUAUCGACUCGGUACUGAGGAUUGUAUGUCAAGUUGUUAAAGGUAUUUUUGAUGCUGUAUUGAUUCGUGUGAGGCUGCGCUCAAGUAGCUUUUCAAAUAGGGUGUUGAUCUUGUGCAAACAUGAUUUGUGGUUUUUUUUUUGUUUGUUUAUUUGUUUGUUUUGUUUUUGUUUGUUUUUUUAAAGAAAGAGCACAACUUUGGAGAAUAUCCUCCCCCCCCUUUUUAUGAACUGAGCUUUGAUGAAAGCCAUCAACAUUACUACUAACACUUCUGACAUCAUGGCAAUAGAUGUGCGGUUUGCGUCCCCAGUCAAGUCCCAGAUUAAUAGCUGGUAGAAAUAGAGACUCGGAUACAAAACUUUGUUUACAUCAAGUCGUUCAUGUUGUAUUUCUGAAGCAAUAUUGUUCUUUUGACAGCAGAUCUGAAGGCCCGUCUCACGAAGCAUGUUCAGCUGCAUUUUAAUUUCAUAGAACCAUAACAGCGAAAGUGGUUAACAACAUCCUCUGUUAGCCCAGGUUUAGACACUCGGGCUGUGAUUAAUCUUCAUACACGUGCGUAUGAAAACAGCCAGUCACGUGAAGCAUGACAAGGCGUUGGCUCAUUUUUGAAAGAAAGGAAAUUAUAUGUUGAUGAAUAUGUAGAAAGUAGUGAAAAAAAACGCUGUGACCACUUGUGCAUUAGUGCUUAUCGGACUAAUAAUUGCUUUAUAUUCUUGUGUUUAUAUUUUUAUGUUCUAUCUAUGUAGUAUGAUUUGCUUCCUCUGUUAAAAAGUGUUGUGAUGUCAUGAAGUAAUUAAAAUACCAGAGGAGUCCAUCUCCGCCAAUCAUGAGCUUUUUAUGAUCUGAAAUCCUGAACUUAACCUGUCAUUGAGCAGGUCAGGCGAGCAGCAUAGGUUGACACAAUGAUGUAGGCCAGAAAGUGAUCCGUUGUCAUGAAAGUCCUGGGUUACACUGAGCUAAACCUAGCUGGCUAAGCAUGAAAUCCUGCUUUGUGAGAGGGACUCUUUUACAUCUGUUUGGUAAACAACUUUUGAUAGCAAGUCCUCUACGCUGUAUAAACGGUAUUGCCCCCAUGACAGCAGAAUGCAGUAUUUACAUGAUUCAGAACCAGUGUGAUGAAAGGUUGGUGUUACAGCCACAAACAAACAAACAGGAAAAGAAAUCCUGCUGUCACACUAUAUGAUGUGAUCUAUUUGAAAGAGGAUCCAGUGUGGUCCACUUUGCUCUCGGUCACUAAUUUACAUUUUUUUUUCUUUUAAAUUAGCAACUCUGACGAAACACUGUGGUAGUGUACCGAACUAUUGUCUAUUUCAGGAUCACUUUUGUUUUAGAAUAAAUAUCUGGUUAAAAAUGGUUGGUGCUUUAUUUAUUUAUUUUUUAUUCCUAAAUCUGAACAGUAAUAAUUAUGUGUGUAUGUUUUACAAAGUAUGAAACUGUGCAUUUUGUCUUUUUGCCUUUUGUCACAAAGCAACAUUGAUAGAACUUCUUGGACAAUAAAAGUGACUAUAUUUGAGUUAA
Colossoma macropomum (tambaqui) is the source of this 3813-nucleotide messenger RNA. It is a transcript of the gene hycc1, whose product is annotated as family with sequence similarity 126 member A. The transcript has 11 exons. Gene Ontology annotation, biological process: protein localization to plasma membrane; phosphatidylinositol phosphate biosynthetic process. Bases 292 to 1878 code for a protein of 528 amino acids. Gene Ontology annotation, cellular component: plasma membrane. Lineage: Eukaryota; Metazoa; Chordata; Actinopteri; Characiformes; Serrasalmidae. The record is from RefSeq and is a predicted model, not a curated record.